CGAAAUGGUAACGAUACAAAGUAAGUACAAACUUAGUCUAAUAUCGAACGAGAUGGUUGUUCAAUUCCAUUCCCGUAAUGGGGACAAUGACGCUGGCCUCCUGGGCCCAUUAUUGAGACCUAUAUAAAGCUCCGUGGACACUCAGACACGAGUGAGAUGAACUUUCCCUUAACUUCUACAUCGGACUUGCAGCGACCGUCAAAUAUGGGUGUGCCUGAGCCAGCACCCAGUGACACGACGAUGGCUAAUACGCCAGGGCCGGCGACCGACACGGCAGAACGGACAGCUCGGACGCCAGAUGCAACACCUGACAGGCUCGAGGCUCCCAAGACAACAACCGAUCUUCUGAAGGAAACGUUAACCGAAAAGCUGGAGAUGAAAGACAGCGUGCAAAAUCCGGUAGAUCGCGAAAAUCUGGAGGCAAUCCUCAGAUUUCUUACGCCAGAGCCAGACGUCAACAAGCCAGUCGACAGGCCAGAACCGGAGCGGGAAAUAAUGAACUCCAAAGUUCUCAACGCUAUGCUAUCGGUCUUCCAGGAAGAGUUGGAAUUGCAGAUGCCAGAUCCGCUAUCAGCAGCGAGCACACAAGAAGAAGCCAUCGCUAAACAGCUGAUUUCCACCGCGAACAAGCUGGCAAUUUGCUGGAUGAGAGUUCCCAACCGAACAUGCGAUGCAUCCCCAACGUUCAUAAGAACCUGUGAUCAAGAACCGGAAGAACUCGAAGCCCUUCAACAGAACUCAUUCGAGCACUGCUUCCCGCGAGGGCCAGAACAGCGAAUUCUCACUCCUGAUCUUGGGGCCAUUACUCAAAACAUGAUUUCCUUUACGACAGAUCGGUUCAUUCGAGCAGACCCUGGUCACCGCCCUUCCGUUAAAUUCGAACAAGUCUAUACUCUACGCCUUCUUGAGCCUUGCUUGAGACACGAAAUGACGGACUUGGCAAUCGACUUUAUGGCACUCGGGGAAAAAUGCGAAACAAACUUCUCAUGGCGAUCUGAAUGCAAGAAGUCAAUGAUAACGAUCAGCAAAAAAGACGGAACAUGGAUAAUGAUAGAGCACAGGGGGAAAUCUGGCUACUAUUUCGCGUUUCUUCAUCGUGAAAGCGCUGAUGAAGGAUGGACGACAAACUGGGCGCAGGAUAUUUCUUUGAAAAUUUGAGCACGUCUUUUCUUAGUCUAUAGGAAGCUAUUUCUGUCUUUGGUUAAUUUUGUCACUGGAUUGGAUUGGGUUGAGGUCUCAA
Messenger RNA from Colletotrichum godetiae, 1240 nucleotides. RefSeq lists its product as uncharacterized. Bases 157 to 1158 code for a protein of 333 amino acids. The transcript has a single exon. The record is from RefSeq and is a predicted model, not a curated record. Lineage: Eukaryota; Fungi; Ascomycota; Sordariomycetes; Glomerellales; Glomerellaceae.